Messenger RNA from Egretta garzetta (little egret), 2763 nucleotides. It is a transcript of the gene GXYLT1, whose product is annotated as glucoside xylosyltransferase 1. The transcript is spliced from 7 exons. Gene Ontology annotation, molecular function: UDP-xylosyltransferase activity. Gene Ontology annotation, biological process: protein O-linked glycosylation via N-acetylgalactosamine. Lineage: Eukaryota; Metazoa; Chordata; Aves; Pelecaniformes; Ardeidae. The record is from RefSeq and is a predicted model, not a curated record. The coding region runs from base 34 to 1098 and encodes 354 amino acids.
AAUUUGUCUGUAUCUUUCUGGAAUUCCUAUUGGAUGCUGCCCUCUGAUGUUUGUGGAAUGAACUGCUUUUGGGAAGCUGCUUUUAGAUACCAUUCUAUGAAAGCACAUCCUUCUGAGAAAAUGCAUCUAGCAGUGGUUGCCUGUGGUGAAAGACUGGAGGAGACUGUUACGAUGUUGAGAUCAGCCAUUAUUUUCAGCAUCAAACCUCUCCAGUUUCAUAUUUUUGCUGAGGACCAAUUGCAUGAGAGUUUCAAAGACAUACUUGAUGACCUCCCCUAUGAAGGAAAAGUUAAUUACACAUUAUAUCCAAUAACGUUUCCAACUGAGAGUGCAGCAGAAUGGAAGAAAUUGUUUAAACCAUGUGCUUCACAAAGGCUGUUCUUGCCAUUAAUUCUCAAAAAUGUGGAUUCACUACUGUAUGUUGAUACUGACAUCCUGUUUUUGAGGCCUGUUGAUGAUAUUUGGUCUUUUCUGGGAAUGUUCAACUCCACACAAAUUGCUGCAAUGGCACCGGAACAUGAAGAGCCUCGUAUCGGGUGGUAUAAUCGCUUUGCAAGACAUCCCUAUUAUGGAGUAACUGGAAUAAAUUCUGGAGUCAUGUUAAUGAAUAUGACACGGAUCAGAAGAAAGUAUUUCAAGAAUGAUAUGACACCAGUCCGGUUACAGUGGGGAGAAAUUCUUAUGCCACUGCUGAAGAAGUACAAGUUGAACAUAACAUGGGGGGAUCAGGAUCUAUUGAACAUUAUGUUUUUUCACAAUCCAGAAAGUCUUUAUGUCUUCCCUUGCCAAUGGAAUUACCGGCCUGACCACUGCAUCUAUGGAAGCAAUUGUAAGCAAGCUGAAGAAGAAGGUAUAUUUAUUCUUCAUGGAAACAGAGGUGUUUACCAUGAUGAUAAGCAACCGACUUUUAGGGCUGUCUAUGAAGCAAUAAAAAAUUAUUCAUUUGGAGAUGAUCUGGUUCAUUCCCUGUUGCAGCCCCUAGAACUGGAAUUACAGAAAACCAUGCAUACAUACUGUGGAAGAGUAUACAAAGUGUUCAUAAAGCAGCUAAGAAACAGCAUAAGAGACUUGUAUGCCAGAAGAUCAAGGGGAAGGUGAUCUUUACUCCACGCUGUUAAAUCAAGAGACUGAAGUAACAUACUGGUCAAAAGGCGCAAAAAUUCUAAUAUGCCUUGAAUCGGCUCUUGAUGUGCCCAGAUAGAAGUUUACCAGCAUACAUAAAAAUGAAGAAAAUACUAUACAUAACGUAAUGAAGAACAAGAACUUUUUUCUGCAAUGGUGACUAUUUGCUCUUUUGAAGUUUAAUCACUGCUAAUGUUUCUCUUGGAUCUGAUGAUUUGGGUGUUACUGGCUUCUAUGGUCAGUAGUUUUAGUCUGCAUAAUCCAGUUACCUAAUGAUCAAAUGAACAUGGAAGAAAUGAAGAUGGCUCUAUUUGGGAGUGUACCUCACGAAUUGUCUAAAAUUCUGUUAAACUGUGAAUGUAGCAAUAAUUGAGUCAGCAGCACUAACCUCACUUUAAAGGUGUGAGCCUUUAUGUAAACAAAGUUGUUUACAAGUGCAGGAAAUACUCUUGUUUUCAAAGAAAUGUGAUGUAAUCAUUGACAAUCUGUAUGUGCCUUUAUAUGUUCAUCUCUUACAUGUUGAAGUACUGUUUUGACAAUCUUGUUUUGCUUAUCUUAGAUGUAAACUGCACACUAUAAAUACGAUUUUCUGAGAAAUUAAUAACUAGUAUGUGAUACUAGUUUUCUCCGUCGGUAGAUACAGAGACUUUAAGAUACAGCAUUUGUUUCAAUGUUGUUGAGUCAUCACGGCCAAAAGAUAGAGCAGAGUUGAGGGGGUUUUUAGCAAAAAUUCAGUCUGAAAUUCUCUGUCUUACAAUACUUUUCAAAAAUUACAUGGUUUUGACGCUUUAUAGGGCAUUUUUAGAAGUUUAAAAAAAAAAAAACCAACAGUGGAAAGCUGUUGCUGUUGUAUUUCCUUACUAAACAUUAUUACCUGAUGAUUAUUAUAGAGUAUUUAGUACCUAAAAAUGAAGAGCUGUAAUAAGAAUUCUGAUGCUUCAUCAGACUGUAUAUUAGAUGGGUUUCUUAGAGAAUAUAUCCUGUUACCAUAUUUUUUUAAUAACAUGGCUUUAAAAUAGUUGUGGGGCACACCCUCAACAAUAGUGAUUUACAACAGGUAAGGAUUAGGCUUUCUUUAGUUAGUGGAAAAAAAGUUCUGUUUAUGUAAUACAAACUUUUCAGAGAAAAACAUGAAAAAAAAAAAGGCUGAAUUCUAGUGUUACAGUAACAUAUUUAAACUUGCAUGGUAUAGAAUGUAUUUUUAAAGUAUAUUUGAACUUGGAUAACCUUGUCUAACUGAGAUGAAGUCUUCAUAAAGUGAGUUUUUUGGAUUUCAGAAAAGUUCCUGUGUGUUGAUCAUGGAGGAUCCACUCACUGACUUGCACCUUCAUCCCAACCCCAUUUUAGAAGCUUAAUUUUUAUGGCUGUUUCUUUGUCAAAGGCAGGCUGGCUCUGACUCCCAGAUCCAUGUGAGCUGGACGAAUGCUUUAGCAGCACAAAACCACACUCCACUGUAAGCAGAGUUUAUAUUCUGCUCCUAAUCUCCCUGCUGGCUCGGGGUGUAAAUGUCUGGGAUGGAAACUAGGAAGCAGUCUGCCUCACCUGUAGUUAUAGUCUCUUUUCCUUGCUAUGUAACCUUUUGAAGUCUGAAAGUCUAGAAAUCUGUGUGAAGGUGAAUACUGUUAUUGACUGAUUUUUACA